Helobdella robusta is the source of this 1032-nucleotide messenger RNA. RefSeq lists its product as hypothetical. The transcript has 4 exons. The record is from RefSeq and is a predicted model, not a curated record. Gene Ontology annotation, cellular component: lysosomal membrane; GATOR1 complex. The annotation marks the transcript as partial. NCBI's taxonomy places the organism in Eukaryota, Metazoa, Annelida, Clitellata, Rhynchobdellida, Glossiphoniidae. Gene Ontology annotation, molecular function: GTPase activator activity. Gene Ontology annotation, biological process: negative regulation of TORC1 signaling; cellular response to amino acid starvation; positive regulation of autophagy.
AUGCAGAUUCUCACGCAAAAAGAGUUGGAAUCUGUCUCACUUCACCAUGUUGAGUUAGUAUUUCAAGAUCAGUACUACAGUAGAUCAGACAUGCUGCGUAUGAGGAACUUUUUGAUGAAUAAAAUUUUGUUUUAUGAAGAAAAAAUUGAAUUGAUGAAGAUGAGAGCCAAGGUUGAGGAAUUGUGGUGUAACAUCAAGAUAGAUGAUAUUUGGUAUAAUUUUAGGGUGACCUGUGGUUUAAUCACAGACAAAACAAGAGUCAGCUUUCGGUCUUCAUCUGCCCAGGUUCAUAUAUUUAUUCAGAUGAGUUCUGAAAUGUGGUUGUUUGAUAAUUAUGGCCAGCUGUAUUUUGAAAAAGCUGUAGAUGGUUAUCUGUCACAUUUGUUCAAACUUUGGAGAGAAAAAAAAUGCAGCCAUGAUGUAACAAUAACAUUGUUUUCUAGAACAUUUUAUGAUGCUAAAUCUGUAGAUGAGUUUCCAGAAUGCAUGAAGGAAUGGAUUAGAGAAGAUAAUAGAGGUAGAUUCUAUGAAGAUUUUUACUGGGUAGUUGUUCAGAAUGAUCGUAAUGAAGACUGGUCUAAAACUAUCGGAAGCUUGAAAACAAUCUUUUCAACUUACGACAAUGACGUUUUACAUUUUCACGAAGAUAAACAGUUAUCAAGAGCCAGUUUCAAUUCAACAUCAUCAGAUGGUAAUGUUUUAGAAGUCAUCAACAUGGCAUUGAAUGUUUAUGAAAAAUUCUACAUGGAUAGAUCAUUCGAAAGGACAGGCAAAAUGUCAAUGAUCAUUACACCUGGAGUUGGUGUGUUUGAUGUUAACAGAGAGUUGAUGAACAUUACAAAGCAAAGAUCUAUUGACAUUGGGAGUAGUUGUGAUCUCAUUUGCUUAGGAGAAAGACCACUAUUUGCUGUUCCAUUGUUCAGAAUUAACCAAGAUCAUAUUAGAUAUCCUCAUUUACUGGUGGAAGAUGAUUAUAACAUACCUCACUGGCUCAACCUUAGUUACUACAAUUCAAAUAUUCAAAUUGAAUGU